CUACAACAACAACAACAACAACAGCAACAACAACACACAGCUUGCAAUAGCAAUGCAAUAGCAAACAACGAAAUCCAAACGAAUCACUCGAACUCGUCGCCGCCAACACCGGAAAAGCGCAACGAAUUGGAAAAUGGCAAACGGUCACAAAUACACAUUAAGGAGCCGCAAGAACAAAUGCAACAGCAUGCAGCUGCAACACCCAUGGUGCCAGGUGGCAGCAACAGCGUCAACAAUACACCCAAUCGACAGCAUUACGCAAAGAGGCAGAGCAUUUCGGGGCGCGGCACAGAUAGCGCUAAAAAUUCGCCAAUUCUUGUUGGGCGCAACUCAGUGGUGGGCGGCGGUGGAGGUGGUGCGGGCGUAAUUGCGGAAGGUGGCAGUGGCGGCGGCGGCAGCAGCGGUAAGGCACGUGAGCUCUCGCCCACACCGAAGAAUCAGGGACAGCGUAAAAUGUCGCAGGAUUUUCGAGCGCGUGCCGGCAGUUUUAUACACGUGGACGAGGAGGGGCGCAGCAUACUUAUACGCAAGCCGGUACGACUGAAGAAUAUCGAGGGCAGGCCAGAGGUUUAUGAUACGUUGCAUUGCAAGGCUAAAGAGUCAUUAUCCUGUUCGAAGGCGACAUGCAUGAGCAGCGUUAUGGCGCUUGGGACGGCGCCAGUAGAAGCGCGCAAACCCGAUGUGGUAUUGGAACAUGCCAAGGAUUUUUUGGACCAAUAUUUCACAUCGAUAAAGAGGGCUUCAAGUGUGGCUCAUGAAACGCGCUGGAAACAGGUGCGCCAGAGUAUCGAAUCCAACGGUUCUUAUCAACUUACCGAAACAGAAUUGAUUUAUGGCGCGAAAUUGGCCUGGCGCAACUCGUCGCGAUGCAUUGGCCGCAUACAAUGGUCUAAAUUGCAGGUAUUCGAUUGCCGUUAUGUCACCACAACGAGCGGUAUGUUCGAAGCCAUUUGCAAUCACAUUAAAUAUGCAACUAACAAAGGAAAUCUCAGAUCGGCAAUUACGAUAUUUCCGCAGCGCACAGAUGGACGCCACGAUUAUCGCAUUUGGAAUAGUCAACUCAUCUCCUAUGCUGGAUAUAAGCAGCCGGAUGGUAAAAUUAUUGGGGAUCCUAUGAAUGCUGAGUUUACUGAGGUUUGCCUCAAAUUGGGCUGGAAGGGCAAGGGCACGGAGUGGGAUAUAUUGCCGCUGGUUGUGUCAGCGAAUGGUCAUGAUCCGGACUAUUUUGAUUAUCCACCGGAAUUAAUAUUGGAAGUACCCUUAAGUCAUCCAAAAUUCGAGUGGUUUGUUGAUUUGGGCCUCCGCUGGUAUGCCGUGCCCGCAGUCUCAUCGAUGCUCUUCGACGUUGGUGGCCUCCAGUUCACAGCGACUACAUUCAGCGGUUGGUAUAUGUCAACGGAAAUUGGUUGUCGGAAUUUGUGUGACACAAAUCGACGCAAUAUGUUAGAGACAAUUGCGUUGAAGAUGAAUCUGGAUACACGCACACCCACCUCAUUGUGGAAGGAUAAGGCUGUGGUUGAGGCAAAUAUAGCAGUGUUGCAUUCAUAUCAGAGCCAUAACAUUACAAUUGUGGAUCAUCAUACGGCCAGUGAGAGUUUUAUGAAACACUUUGAGAAUGAAUCAAAAUUACGCAAUGGCUGUCCAGCCGAUUGGAUAUGGAUUGUGCCGCCGAUGUCUGGCUCGAUAACGCCUGUUUUCCAUCAGGAAAUGGCUUUGUAUUAUUUGAAGCCAUCGUUUGAGUAUCAAGAUCCGGCUUGGCGUACGCAUGUGUGGAAGAAGGGGCGUGGCGAGGGCAAGAGCAAGAAACCAAGACGUAAAUUCAAUUUCAAACAAAUUGCCAGGGCUGUGAAAUUUACAUCGAAAUUAUUUGGACGCGCAUUGUCAAAACGCAUCAAGGCAACUGUUUUAUAUGCAACCGAAACGGGCAAAUCCGAACAGUAUGCAAAGCAGUUGUGCGAGCUAUUGGGACAUGCAUUCAAUGCACAGAUCUACUGCAUGUCAGACUACGACAUAUCAUCAAUUGAGCACGAGGCUUUACUAAUUGUGGUAGCAUCAACAUUCGGAAAUGGCGAUCCACCAGAGAAUGGAGAGCUUUUCUCGCAAGAACUCUACGCAAUGCGUGUGCAGGAGACCAGUGGUGAUGGUCAGGAUUCCAGUAUCGGUGUCAGCUCAUCAAAAUCGUUCAUGAAGGCGAGCUCUCGCCAGGAUUUAAUUAAGUUGCCAUUGCAGCAAGUGAAGAAAAUCGACCGCUGGGAUUCGUUGCGUGGCUCUACGUCAGAUACUUUUACAGAGGAGAAUUUCGGACCAUUGUCGAAUGUGAGAUUCGCUGUGUUUGCUUUGGGCUCCUCUGCCUAUCCCAACUUUUGCGCCUUUGGCCAAUAUGUCGACAACAUACUCGGCGAGUUAGGCGGUGAGCGUCUGUUGAAGCUGGCUUACGGCGAUGAAAUGUGCGCACAAGAACAGUCUUUCCGUAAAUGGGCACCGGAGGUGUUUAAGCUGGCUUGUGAAACUUUCUGUCUGGAUCCGGAGGAGAGUCUAUCGGAUGCCUCGCUAGCUUUACAAAAUGACUCGCUCACUGUGAAUACAGUUCGUUUGGUACCUUCAAAGACGCGUGGCACGCUCGAAGAGUUGUUGUCCAAGUUCCACAACAAGAAAGUCUAUUGCUGUCAAAUCAAAGAGACACCGUUUAAUCUCACGAACAUUGGUAAUGGCGAGAAGACCACCAUACUUUUGAAGAUCAACGCACCCGGCUUGGAGUAUGAGCCCGGCGACCAUGUUGGCAUAUUUCCAGCUAAUCGUGCAGAAAUUGUUGAUGGCGUCUUAAAGCGGCUUACUGGUGUGGAAGAUGUGGACGAAGUACUGCAGCUGCAGCUGCUAAAAGAAAAGCACACCUCAAACGGUAUUUUCAAGUUGUGGGAAUCACACGACAAAGUGCCACCUGACUCAAUGCGCAAUUUGCUGUUGCGUUUCUUCGAUGUAACCACGCCGCCGACGCGUCAAAUGCUCACACUGCUGUCUGGAUUUUGUGAUGACAAUCAGGACAAGGAGCGUUUGCAGCUGCUGGCCAACGAUUCAUCCGCAUACGAGGAUUGGCGCCAUUGGCGACUGCCACAUUUGCUCGAAGUGUUGGAGGAGUUUCCCUCUUGUAAGCCACCCGCCACACUGGUGCUGGUCAACUUAAUGCCGCUGCAAGCGCGUUUCUAUUCGAUUUCGUCGUCGCCGCGCAAAGUCAACAACGAGAUACAUCUGACAGUGGCCAUUGUACGCUAUCGCUGCGAGGAUGGCAAUGGUGAUGAGCGUUAUGGCGUCUGCUCCAAUUACCUGGCCAAUCUGCACGAGUCCGACGAGCUGCAUAUGUUUGUGCGCAGCGCGCCGAGUUUCCAUCUAGCCGCCGAGCAUACACGUCCGAUUGUGCUGAUUGGUCCAGGUACGGGCAUUGCGCCCUUCCGUUCCUUCUGGCAGGAGUUCGAAAUGUUACGUGAAAUGAACGCCGAUAUGGCGCUGCCCAAAGUUUGGCUCUUUUUCGGCUGUCGCAAUCGCGAUGUGGAUCUGUAUGCAGAGGAGAAGGCGCAACUGGUGCGUGAUAAAAUAUUAGAUCGCGCCUUCUUGGCACUCUCACGGGAGCCCAACAUACCGAAGACUUACGUCCAGGACUUGAUUGAAAAGGAAUUCGAUUCACUGUAUAAGCUGAUUGUUGAGGAGCAAGGUCACAUUUAUGUUUGCGGUGACGUCACUAUGGCCGAGCAUGUUUACCAAACGAUUAGGAAAUGCAUUGCCGGAAAAGAGCAAAAACCAGAAACGGAAGUUGAGACAUUUAUGCUAACACUGCGGGACGCAAAUCGUUAUCACGAGGAUAUUUUCGGCAUCACGCUACGAACAGCUGAAAUACAUACAAAAUCGCGGGCAACGGCGCGUAUACGUAUGGCAUCACAGCCGUAAAGGAAGCAUACAUACAUACGUAUGUAUACCCUGGCGUGGAAAACAUUGUAAAAUCACACCUGAGAAGAUUAUAAAG
Rhagoletis pomonella (apple maggot) is the source of this 4015-nucleotide messenger RNA. Its product is annotated as nitric oxide synthase-like. Gene Ontology annotation, molecular function: calmodulin binding; flavin adenine dinucleotide binding; nitric-oxide synthase activity. The record is from RefSeq and is a predicted model, not a curated record. Gene Ontology annotation, biological process: nitric oxide biosynthetic process. The transcript is spliced from 18 exons. Lineage: Eukaryota; Metazoa; Arthropoda; Insecta; Diptera; Tephritidae. The coding region runs from base 178 to 3939 and encodes 1253 amino acids.